This is a messenger RNA of Xyrauchen texanus (razorback sucker), 2713 nucleotides long. It is a transcript of the gene med15, whose product is annotated as mediator complex subunit 15. Gene Ontology annotation, biological process: regulation of DNA-templated transcription. The record is from RefSeq and is a predicted model, not a curated record. Gene Ontology annotation, molecular function: transcription coregulator activity. NCBI's taxonomy places the organism in Eukaryota, Metazoa, Chordata, Actinopteri, Cypriniformes, Catostomidae.
AUCUAUGGUCUUUCCUACUGUCGCUAUUUCGCUCUACAGAUUUGAAAUUUGAAACGGCUUGUUCAACGUUAUUCAGCAUUAUCAGCAAUGGAUGUCCCAGGUCCUGAAAGCGACUGGAGAAGUACAGCCUUUCGACAGAAAGUAGUGGCUCAAAUAGAGGAUGCUAUGAGGAAAGCAGGAACUGCUCACACAAAGUCCAGCACUGACAUGGAGAACCAUGUUUUUGUAAAGGCAAAGACCCGAGAGGAGUAUUUGUCUUUGGUUGCCAGGCUGAUAAUUCAUUUUAGAGACAUUCAUAAAAAGGCACAAGGGGGUCCAGACCCCAUGAAUGCCCUGCAGAAUUUAACAGGAGUUGGUGGAGGUGGUCCUGGUGUCAUUGGCAUUGGACCGCGCCCACCUGGUGCACCUAUGGGUGGUAUGGGAUCCAUGGGGCAAAUGCAGAUGGGUCAACUUUCCAUGCAGGGGGUAGCAGGAGGCCAGCAGGCUGGAGCUGCUGGGCAGAUGCAAAUGAUGCAACAGCAGCAAUCCAUCCAAUUUCAGCAGUUCCCAACACAGCAGCAGUCAUCCAUGCAGACUCAGCAACAAACAACUAUGCAGCAGAAUUCCAUACAGCAGCAGUUCAAUCAACAGGUCCAACAGAUGAAGCUCCAGCAGCAACUCCAACAGCAGCACCAUCAGAAUCAACAACUGCAGCAUCAGAAUCAGCAACAGCAGCAGACCCAGAAUCAGCAGCAACAACAGAAUCAGUUGCACCAAAACAGAAUCCAGCAACAGCAGUUAGCACAACUCCAGCAGCAACUGCAACAACAACAACAACAACAACAACAGCAGCAGCAACAACAGCAGCAGCAGCAACAACAACAACAACAACAGCAGCAGCAGCAGCAACUGCAGCAACAACAGGCUCAGGCUCAUGCUCAAGCUCAGGCACAAGCUCAGGCUCAAGCCCAAGCUCAAGCCCAAGCCCAAGCUCAAGCCCAGUCUCUUCAACAAAUGCAGCAGCAACAGCAGCUUCAAGCCCAGGUUCAGGCUCAAGUCCAAGCCCAGGCACAAGGUCAAGCUCAGGCUCUAGCCCAGGCACAGGCUCAAGGAGUGGCAGGUCAGAUGCCCCCUCACUCACAGCAGCAAGUCUUGGCCCAACUGGCUCAAGGACCGCAUCAACAAAUUAACUCACUGAGCCAACAGCAGCAACAACAGCUGAAGGCGAUGCAGCAAGUGAGAGUUUUGCAACAGCAGCAGCAGCAACAGCAGCAGCAACAGCAGCAGCAGCAGCAACAACAACAACAACAAGUUCAUCAGGUCCAUCAGGGAGCCCAGCUUUCAGCAGUCUCAGGCCAGAUGAUGCCCCGUCCUGGGAUACAAAUUCCACCCCGGUUGCCCCGUGCCACCCCGAACUCUGCCAUUCCUCCAAACCCAGUUGCCAUGGGAGGACAGCAAAUGCCACAGGGUUCGCAAAUGAUAUCAUCACCCUCUCCAGUUCAGGUGCAGACACCCCAGUCAAUGCCUCCUCCCCCACAGCCUCAGCCCUCCCCCCAGCCCCCCUCUCAACCGAACUCUGUCAGUUCUGGUCCAACUCCUUCCCCAGGAGGUUUCCAACCCAGUCCCUCUCCACAGCCUUCCCAGAGUCCCGCUUCUUCCCGCACCCCUCAGAGUUACCCCCUCCAGGUACCCUCACCUGGACCUCUCAACACACCAGGCAAUCCAAGCUCUGUGAUGAGCCCAGCAGGAGCCUCGCAGUCUGAGGACCAGCUAUACAUGGACAAACUAAAGCAGCUGUCGAAAUAUAUUGAGCCACUGCGCAGGAUGAUUAACAAAAUUGACAAAAAUGAAGAUAGGAAGAAGGAUCUGAGCAAAAUGAAGAGUUUGCUUAAUAUUCUGACUGACCCAAACACAAGGUGUCCUCUUAAGACUCUACAGAAGUGUGAAAUAGCAUUGGAGAAACUGAAGAAUGACAUGGCCGUGCCCACUCCUCCACCGCCUCCAGUGCAGUGUACCAAAAAGCAGUACCUGUGCCAACCGCUGCUGGAUGCCGUCAUGGCAAACAUUCGCUCCCCGGUUUUCAACCAUUCACUUUACCGCACAUUUGCUCCUGCCAUGACAGCAAUUCAUGGACCACCAAUCACCGGCCCCUCAAUUCCUUCCCUUAAACGAAAGUUUGAGGAUGACAACCGUCAGACCAUCCCCAACAUACUUCAAGGGGAGGUGGCUCGGCUUAAUUCCCAAUUCCUGGUAAAUCUGGACCCAUCCUUCUGCAGCAACAAUGGAACUGUACAUCUAAUAUGCAAACUAGAUGAUAAAAAUCUUCCCAGUGUUCCACCUCUUCAACUGAGCAUUCCAGCAGACUACCCUGAUCAGAGCCCCCACUGGGAAGAUGAUGGCCAGCAGUAUGAGGCCAACCAGUUCUUGCAGACUGUGCAUAAGAACAUGACCUCUAAGCUUCUUCAGCUUCCAGAUAAGCACUCAGUGACGUCUCUGCUGAACACCUGGGCUCAAAGCGUCAGGCAGGCUUGCCUUUCAGCUGCUUAAGAGAUACGUUUCCUGAUCAUCACCAGCAGCCCAAUAUAAUCCAUGCACCUCCUUGGCACAAUGGCAAUAUAUGAAUGAUUUGUUCUUUGUGUUUCUUUUGUCUUUUUUAUUUACCAUUUUGUUUAGUCCAAUACACUUAAGCCUUAAAGUUUGUGCAUUGCUUUAUCAAUAAAGUCAUCUUGAAUGC